Messenger RNA from Dichomitus squalens LYAD-421 SS1, 408 nucleotides. RefSeq lists its product as uncharacterized. Lineage: Eukaryota; Fungi; Basidiomycota; Agaricomycetes; Polyporales; Polyporaceae. The transcript has 6 exons. The record is from RefSeq and is a predicted model, not a curated record. Bases 1 to 408 code for a protein of 135 amino acids.
AUGGCAGACAACUCAGAGGUACAGGCCGUGUCCGAGGCCUUCAAACAAACCUUUGCAGGCAUUCUCCUCCUGGAUGGGACAAUAUACUUCAUGGCACUGCUCAUCCUGAGCGUCCUCCAGAUGGCGUUUACUUUGGCUGGGGUCGCUGUGAGCGAUGAAGCUGGAAUCAUCAGUGUCAUCGCUUUUCUGGCGGAACCCUUGACCGCCAUCCUUACAUCGAGGUUCCUUAUCGACCUGCAGAGGACCCAGCGCAAGCUCGCGGGCUCUUCUAGGUCAAUCUCACUCGGGGAAGUUGUAUCCCAACCGCAGACAUCAAGGAACAUGAACCGCUUCAUUGGGCCCUUGGGAGCCCAGCUUUCGUUCCACGAAGAUGACGGUGAAGAGAACGAGGUCGAAGAUACGUCGUAG